Messenger RNA from Leguminivora glycinivorella, 615 nucleotides. RefSeq lists its product as uncharacterized. Gene Ontology annotation, molecular function: nucleic acid binding. The coding region runs from base 1 to 615 and encodes 204 amino acids. The transcript has 2 exons. The record is from RefSeq and is a predicted model, not a curated record. Gene Ontology annotation, biological process: DNA integration. NCBI's taxonomy places the organism in Eukaryota, Metazoa, Arthropoda, Insecta, Lepidoptera, Tortricidae.
AUGGGGGAUUUACCUGCAGCAAGAAGCAAUCCAUCUCGUCCCUUUGAACAUACUGGCGUAGACUUCACCGGCCACGUAUUCCUUAAAGCCAACAAGGGUCGCGGUAUCAAGACCACUAAAGGAUACGUUUGCGUGUUUGUCUGCAUGGCUACAAAAGCUGUCCAUCUCGAGCUGGUAUCUGACAUGACAGCAUCAGCUUUCAUAGCAGCUUUGCGCAGAAUGGCUGCUCGAAGAGGAACUCCGCUGCACAUCUACAGCGAUAAUGGAAGAAACUUCCUUAAGGCUAGCAAGAUACUUAAGGAAGAAUACCUUGAAAUCCAAAAUGUCGUGAACACCGAAUGUCAGGGAGCAAUAUCAGACAUGGGAAUCACCUGGCACUUCAAUGCACCCGCAUGGCCUUCAGCAGGAGGAUUAUGGGAAGGCUGUGUUAAGGUUUUCAAGUACCACCUGAAGCGUGUCAUCGGAGAGCAAAAACUAACUUAUGAAGAAUUCAGCAGUUUAUUAGCUCAGAUCGAAGGAUGCACGAAUUCGAGACCACUAUGCGCUAUAUCUGAAGAUCCUGAUGACAUCAACUAUUUGACUCCUUCUCAUUUUCUCAAUUGUGCGAAUAUGUAG